Poecilia latipinna (sailfin molly) is the source of this 1374-nucleotide messenger RNA. RefSeq lists its product as uncharacterized. The transcript has 8 exons. The record is from RefSeq and is a predicted model, not a curated record. Lineage: Eukaryota; Metazoa; Chordata; Actinopteri; Cyprinodontiformes; Poeciliidae. Bases 60 to 728 code for a protein of 222 amino acids.
CCCCCCUCCUGGCCAGGAGGAGGGAGGGAGGCAGCUUCCUCCACUGGCCGCUGCUAUUUAUGAUCCUCCGACUUCUGCUGCACUUUGCGAUCCGCCAACCUGUCCGCUGGUCGUCAGAUCAUCACAACUCAGACAUGUUCCUCCAUGUUUUCCUGCUAAGUGCUGUGACGGCUCCAGCUUCCGCCGCCACCCGUAAGCUGCAGACCAACCUGACCUGCUUCAGGUCCUCGGAUCCAGCAGCCGUGAUCGCUACGCAGCUCCACGGUAACCAUGACGACCAGAGGUUCCUGUGGACGAAGGAUCCAGAUUCCGCUCUUCUUCCUCAGUGCUCCUCUUCCUCUUUCUCCCCUCCUGCGUCCCGCUGUGAGGUCUGUCAUCUCGGGCAGGUCUUCAUCAUCUGCGCCGACCUGCCGGAUGGAGCCGUUCUGUACCUGGAGCGACCCGGAGUCCCUUACCGGACCGAGCGGAGCGCCUGCCCGCUGCCGCCCGCUGCUGUUGAGCCUCCCGCAGUUCUGGAUGAACCCAGACUGCCCCCUGCUGAUGAGAACACAAGAAAUCACUUUGCUGCUGUCGCCUCUCUGAUCCUCCUCAUCCUCAUCCUCACUGCGGUGGCUCAUGGGUCGCAGCAGGACGGUUCUGGUGAAACAGCAGAACCUCCACAUGAUCUAGAGAUGGACAGCUGUCCUCCGUCCCAGCUGUCUGUCCUGGGACGGAGGACAGACAGCUGAAUGUUUGAAAUGGACCCUGACUCGGACCGAAACCUGGAGGAGCGACCGACCGCUGGCCAAACUGCCCCAACCUUCAGCAGAAAUCAGGUCAUCAGAUGAAGUUUUAUCAGAUGUCCUAAGGAAAAGGCUGAAGCUUCAGGGUAACUGGGCCUUUUCGGCGCCAGCACCAUGACUCUGGAACAGUUUUCCUCUGGGCCUUUGCUCCUUCUCUGACUCGGGCAUCUUCAAGCUUCAGCUCAAGACUUGUUUAGACAGGCUUUAGUAGCAGGUAGCAGAGCAGCAUUCCCUUAUGAUUAUUCCCUUAUUAUUGUGUUUUCUUACUCUUGUGAUGUGAAUGUUGCUGUGAAGUGCUUUGGUCAUCUUUAUUGGUUAAGUAUUAUAUAAAUCGAUCAAUCAAACAGGGUUUCCUGCAAACACGUGGAGUGAUGAAGAGAAGGUGUACAAGGCAAUGAAAUGAUGGACAUCAAUUUAAAUUUUAAAAUAUUUUAUUGAUCCCAAAGGGAAAUUAAAUGUUGUAACUCAUAUGAAUUCAAAUUCAAAUUAAUCUGCAAUGACCAUCUUCAGUUAUUAUAGAUGUCGAUGGCUGUUGGCAGGAAAGAUGUCUUGUAGCAGUCUGUGUAACAGUGAAAUGGAAGAAGCCUCUGAC